Molecule: messenger RNA, 825 nt
Organism: Emericellopsis cladophorae
Lineage: Eukaryota; Fungi; Ascomycota; Sordariomycetes; Hypocreales; Bionectriaceae
Exons: 5
Coding region: 1-825 (274 amino acids)
Biological process (GO): regulation of DNA-templated transcription
Source: RefSeq, a predicted model, not a curated record
AUGGCGCAGCAGCCACAGCAGGCGCCGCCUCAGCAGCAACACCCACAGAAUCCAGGCAUGUCGCAGCCAAGCGCGGCGUAUCAGUACCCUCCGCAGCAUCAGCAAUACCCACCUACGUCUCACGAGAUGCCGCCCCAAGGCUACUCCCACCCGAAUGGUGCCAUGUAUGCGCAGCCUCGCCCAGACUGGGGUGGCUAUGGUGGCCAUGGCGCUCCUAUUACGCCCAGCGGCCACACAGCUGUCUACGGGCACGCUCCCGGCCACCAACGGCCAAGCCAGGUCUACUCAUUCGUCCCCAUCCCGGGCGCACAACAGCAUAAACGGCCUCGUAGGCGAUACGAGGAGAUCGAGCGCAUGUACAAAUGCGGUUACCAGGGUUGUGAGAAGGCGUACGGCACGCUCAACCACUUGAACGCCCACGUGACAAUGCAGUCGCAUGGCUUGAAGAGAACACCAGAAGAAUUCAAAGAGAUCCGCAAAGAGUGGAAGGCCCGUAAGAAGGAGGAAGAGAACGCUCGCAAAGCAGAGGAAGAACGUCAGCGUCAGGCGGUUCAAGCACAGGUGCAGAAUGGUAGCGAUCCUGAUGGCACGCCGACCUCAUACUCACAGGGUCGAACGCAGGUCACCUUGCCACCGAUCGGCUACACGCAAGGCGGACAGUACCAGGCAUCCCCGGUUCCUGUCACCCAGCAACCGAUGUCCGAGUACCCGGGACACAUGUACCAGAACUACGGGCCACCCCAGUCGCCAUACGGUCAGCCCCCACAGAAUGUUCCAUAUCAGCAGCCAAAUGGCCAACCCAACCAGCAGGCCCCGAACCAUUAA